CUCCCUCGGGGCUCAGGCGCUGCCCGGCUCUUUUCCUUCCCGCAGGCCCGGCGGAGGUGGUGAUGGAUUAUUCGUACGACGAGGACCUAGACGAGCUCUGCCCCGUCUGCGGGGAUAAGGUCUCCGGCUACCAUUACGGGCUGCUCACCUGCGAGAGCUGCAAGGGCUUCUUCAAGAGAACCGUGCAGAACAACAAGCACUACACGUGUACGGAGACGCAGAACUGCAAGAUCGAUAAGACGCAGCGCAAGAGGUGCCCCUACUGCCGCUUCCAGAAGUGCCUGACUGUGGGGAUGAGGCUUGAAGCCGUGCGUGCUGACCGCAUGCGAGGGGGACGGAACAAGUUUGGGCCCAUGUACAAGCGAGACCGUGCCUUAAAGCAGCAGAAGAAAGCGCUGAUCCGGGCCAACGGCUUCAAGCUAGAGACCACUCCGCAGAUUGUGUCCCCCGUGCAGGCGGACUAUGGCCUGCCUACCUCCCUGCAUGGUGUGGCCCACCCAGCCUCCAAGGGCCUGCAGCCCACUGCCAUGACGCCUGUCGACUAUGAGCGGAGCCCCUAUGGGACCCCGGCCAUGGGCAUGCCAGUGCCAGGCCACGGGCCACUCUCCGGCUACCACUAUCCAUCCUUCCCCAGCCGGGCCAUCAAGUCCGAGUACCCUGACCAUUACGCACACCCUCAUGAGGCCGCUCCGGCCUACGCCUACCCAGAGGCCUAUCCCAACAGCUCACCGGCUGCACCCGAUGUCCCGGACGUGAUCCUGAAACUGCUCCAGCUGGAGCCUGAUGAGGAGCAGGUCAAAGGGCGCAUCCUGGCCUGCCUGCAGCAGGAGCAGUCCAAGAGCCGCCAUGACAAGCUCAGCCCCUUCGCCUUGAUGUGUAAGAUGGCCGACCAGACCCUCUUUGCCAUUGUGGAGUGGGCCCGCAGCUGCCUCUUCUUCAAGGAGCUGGAGGUGGGAGACCAGAUGAAGCUGCUGCAGAACUGCUGGAGUGAGUUGCUGGUGUUUGACCACAUCUUUCGGCAAGUGCAGUAUGGGAAGGAGCAUAGCAUGCUGCUGGUGACAGGCCAGGAGGUGGACAUGUCAACAGUCGCUACACAGGCAGGGUCUAUCCUGAACAACCUGGUGCUGAGGGCACAGGAGCUGGCGCUCCACUUGCAUUCCCUCCAAGUAGAUAGGCAAGAGUUUGUCUGCUUGAAGUUCCUCAUUCUCUUCAGUCUUGAUGUAAAGUACCUGGAGAAUUCCAGCCUUGCAAAAGAUGCCCAGGAGAAAGCCAAUGCAGCACUGCUGGAGUACACCAUCUGCCACUAUCCUCACGCCACGGACAAAUUCCGGCAGCUGCUUCUCUGGCUAGCUGACAUCCGGUCUCUCAGCAUGCAGGCUGAAGAGUACCUCUACCACAAGCAUCUGAGUGGGGAGGUCCCUUGUAACAACCUUCUGAUCGAAAUGCUCCACGCCAAGCGGACUUGAGUGUGACCUCCCCCCACCUUUUCAUGGGAAGACUUUGGUGAAGGAGAUGCUGGGGCAGAUGGGAAAGAUGGUCAGGAGAAUGUCUCCUUGCCUGCUGGCCAUUUCCCUCAAUAGUUCUGUUUAAACCAAGCCAGUGAAAAACUCCAGACAGCUUAAUAUGAAUAUACAGUAUCUGUGGGAGUUUACUACUCUGAAACUGUAGUCCUUCUGCAUUCAGUGUGCCCAGCCCUGAGUUUUAGGGUUUUGUUCCUUUUAUCCCCUCAUGAGGCACAGGAAAGUAUUGCAUCCAAGAGCCCUGAGGCUUACCAGUGCAAGGCUGCCCUUGAUGGCAGUUUGGAGGCUGAAACUGGUAAAGAAUGGUUAGAGACG
Messenger RNA from Heteronotia binoei (common prickly gecko), 1835 nucleotides. It is a transcript of the gene NR5A1, whose product is annotated as nuclear receptor subfamily 5 group A member 1. Gene Ontology annotation, cellular component: RNA polymerase II transcription regulator complex. Lineage: Eukaryota; Metazoa; Chordata; Lepidosauria; Squamata; Gekkonidae. The record is from RefSeq and is a predicted model, not a curated record. The coding region runs from base 63 to 1466 and encodes 467 amino acids. Gene Ontology annotation, biological process: regulation of transcription by RNA polymerase II; hormone-mediated signaling pathway; tissue development. The transcript is spliced from 6 exons. Gene Ontology annotation, molecular function: nuclear receptor activity; zinc ion binding; RNA polymerase II cis-regulatory region sequence-specific DNA binding.